Molecule: messenger RNA, 1648 nt
Organism: Cannabis sativa
Lineage: Eukaryota; Viridiplantae; Streptophyta; Magnoliopsida; Rosales; Cannabaceae
Product: GDSL esterase/lipase At4g10955
Exons: 2
Coding region: 324-1373 (349 amino acids)
Biological process (GO): lipid metabolic process
Source: RefSeq, a predicted model, not a curated record
ACACAAGACUUUAUUUCAAAAGCAAAAAAAAAAAAAAAAAACAUAAACAAUAAGAGAGAACAGCAGACACUUUCUUCUAUCUUAGUUGUACGGAUUCCAUUGACUUUAAACUACUAAGUCGUGACCUUUUUAUAAUAUGAACAAAAACUGUUUCCUUGACCUUCAUUCCACCAACCCAUUUGGCAACUUGUGUUCUUAUUUUAUCCUUCUUUUUAUGUUCCCAAAAAGUUCUUCUUAAACUUAUAAUCUCAUUUAGAAAAGGUCAAAAUUUAGAUUAUUAUAUAUAACAUCUAUAACAGUUCUUCACAUUAAGAUACUUGAGAAUGAGAUCCAUGUCUUCUCCAAUUGAAAAUUUCAGAGUUUCAGGACCUUCACACCUUACUACUGUUGACUGGCAAAACCCACAUCACAGAAGAGCCAUAGCAGCGAGCUUAGUAGAAGGAGCUUACAAAAUCGAAAGAGACAGACAAGAGAAUCGACAAGGGCCUCAAGCUGAAGCUCCACCAUACUGGGAAUUCUUCCAUUUCAGCUUAAACCAUGUUCUCAUCGAUAAUGUUGACCACUCCAUUUUUGGUGCCAUUUACGAAUACAAAUACCCAUUUCAAUUAAAUCCCCAAAAUGCCCCCAAAUACGUCGUCGCUUUACGCGGAACCUUAACCCAACCCGACACCAGAACCAGAGACCUCAAGCUCGAUUUCCAAUGCAUCUUCAACCGAAUCCACCAGAGUUCUCGAGUCCAGGAAGCCACGACCGCGAUUCAAAAUCUGGUUUCCGUUGCCGGGGCGGGAAACGUCUGGAUCGUCGGCCACUCGUUGGGAUCGGCGAUUGGAUUACUCGCUGGAAAGAAUAUGGCCAAGAUGGGUUUACCCAUCGAGACUUAUCUCUUUAAUCCGCCAUUUAUAUCAGCUCCGAUUGAGCGAAUCAAAGAGGAGCGAGUCCGACACGGGAUACGAAUCGCCGGGAGCGUGAUGAAGGCGGGUUUAAACGCCGUCGUUAAAGGACGGAAUAACAAUCACGGCGAGAGCGAACAGCAGGAUCGGGAUUUGUUUUCGUCGAUCGCGGCUUGGUUCCCGAAUCUGUUUGUGAAUCCGGCGGAUCACAUAUGCUCUGGGUAUAUUGGGUAUUUUGAGCACCGGAAGAAGAUGGAGGAGAUCGGAGCUAGUCGGAUCGGGAAAUUGGCGACCAAGAGUUCUGUGGAGAGUAUUUUGUCUGGUGCUAUCGGGAAGGAUUCUGAACCUUAUGAUCUACUCCCUUCGGCGAUUGUGAAUGUUAAUCUGACUCCGGCAUCGGAUUUUCGACGUGCUCAUGGGGUUGAACAAUGGUGGAACCCUAAUUUCCAUUAUCGUUCUUUAACGUACCAAUUCUCUCACUGAGCCGAUUUGAACAGAUUGAACACGCUGGCCCAGUGAUUAUUGCUGGACUUGGGCCCAAAUUAAUAUGGGCCUAAUGUUUAUGCUCUUACAAUUUGGGCAUGUUGAGUUUUAAAACAAUAAUUUAUGUUAUAAUUGUAAAUUUGAGCACAAUCACACUAAAAUGGAGCAAAAAGGAACAUGUUGAAUUAUAAUAUGCAUAAAAAUGAUUGAUAAAACAAUUAUUAUAUUUUUUUUAGUGAAUCGUUUUUGAUCAAUGUAUGAUAAGUUAAGUUCUA